CCUCGCGCCUCUCCUCAGCCUCCUCCUCCGCGCGCGAGCCCUGCUCAGCCCUGUCAGCAGCGCCACUCGGACUCGCCUCCGUCGGCAGGAGCGGCAGCAGCAACAUCAGCAUCAGCAGCAGAGCAGUGGCCUCCGCGCUCCUCCGCACCUCCUCCUCCUCCGCCCGUGGGCACCAUGGCCUCUGGAGUAACAGUGAAUGAUGAAGUUAUCAAGGUUUUUAAUGACAUGAAAGUACGGAAAUCUUCAACACCAGAAGAGAUUAAAAAAAGAAAGAAAGCAGUUCUCUUCUGUUUAAGCGACGACAAAAAACAAAUAAUUGUAGAAGAAGCAAAGCAAAUACUAGUUGGUGAAGUUGGUGACACAGUGGAGGACCCUUACACAUCUUUUGUGAAGCUGCUACCGCUGAAUGAUUGUCGAUAUGCUUUGUAUGAUGCAACAUAUGAAACAAAGGAAUCAAAAAAAGAAGACCUGGUAUUUAUAUUCUGGGCUCCUGAAAGUGCCCCUUUAAAAAGCAAGAUGAUCUACGCAAGCUCUAAAGAUGCCAUUAAAAAGAAAUUUACAGGUAUUAAACACGAGUGGCAAGUAAAUGGUUUGGAUGAUAUUAAAGAUCGUUGUACACUGGGAGAGAAACUAGGAGGCAACGUGGUAGUUUCACUUGAAGGCAAACCAUUAUAAAAGGACAGAAGUGCCAUCUGGAGCUUCCAUUACUGCAGCUCAUUCAAUUGGGAUACCAUUUGUUUCUUUUGCCCCACCUUCCCAGAUCCGAAACACCUGAAGGAAAUAUAAUUUAAUUAACAAUCGGCAAAUGAUCACCUGACUGUUUUUAAACUUGAUAGUUUUAUGUAGAUUCCAAGGAAUGCCUUCCAUCAUAUUUUUAGCCAAAACUGAUGAUGUGGGCAUUCCUUGAAAAUGUGUACAAUGAAUGUGAUAGUUGAUGUGGAUAGUCUAGCCAAGCAACAAGACAUUUAAGCUAAUUGAUUGCCUUUUAAGUGUUGUCCAAUGGUCAAAUGGUAAGACUCUUUUCAAUAUUACUUAACAUUUGCACUUGAUUACGGUUCCAUGAGGCUCUUGUGCAUUCAUACACCUCACCUGCCUUGACAAGCCUAUUUUUUGUGACAUGGCAGCACACAACACUAUGCAUUUAAAGCACUUUUUUGUAAUAUGUUUUAUUUCUCCCCUCACUCCCAGGAAUGCCAAUUAAUUUCUGUAAUUGUGUCAUCAAACAGUUGUAAUAGUUCAGUCUCCAUUCCUAUUACAUGCAUAUCUUUAUAAAGGAAGUAGCUGUAAUUAUGCCUUUUUGUUUUUCUGUUGAAUGUACACUACUGAACAGAAGUAGAAACUUAUCUGUUUACCAUGCGAGUCCUGCAACACUAAAGAUGUUUGUAAAACAUCAGUCAUAAUGGCAGUUUCUGUAUAAAAAGAGCCUUAAAUGGAACGCUGUUUUUGAGAUCAAAUACAUUGGCCACGUUGCAAUAAAACUUGUGGCUUAUUACAGAAUGUUGCCUUGUUUUCAUUGGAAAAAUGUAUGUUUAAAUAUUUUGCACUGCUUUUUACCCUCCAAUUGUAUCUUUCAUAGAUGUUUAGCAGUGGCUGUCAAUCUCUUGUUUUUAAAAAAUUUAUUUCUGAUUUUACUGUAAAAAUGAUCUAAAGGGACCCCCCCCCCUAUUAUUUACUGUACAGUAUUAUGUUGCCAUUGUUAGGGAGCAAUUAGACCAGCAAUCUACAGGUAGCUUAUAUCUGAAACUUAUAAGGGAAUUUAUUACCCCAAUAGUAGAUUUUUACAGAAUACUCCUCAUAGUUUUACAUGCUUAUUUAGUAUUGCACAUGCUACCUUUUGUCUGGUCAUAGGGCAACUGUUCUCCAAUUAACUUUUGUGCUAAUAGGACUGGAAAGCUUUUGCAGCUACUAAGUCUUGCAUCAGGAACAUGAUUGGCUAAGAGCCAAGCACUGCUCUCCUUAUAGAGAAUUUGAUCUGCUCUGUGCGAGCAGUCCUCCGCUAGCCAGAGCUAUUUAUGGCAAACACAUGCUUUUGUAUCUUGUCAUCAGUUCUCCACAAAUGGCAAAACUGGACAUGAUUCCACUGGUAUGCAUAAAGGAACUCUGCUAGGCAGCCAAUCGCUGCUGAAGUGUACAUACCACUAAGAAUACUUUCAUCAAACGUCAGAAAUUACAAACAGCAAUAACUUCUUAAAAGAGGGUGGCAAAGAAUAAGAAAUCAGCUGUAAAAGUGACUGUACUAAAGCUUGGGGAGAAAUAAGCUAAAUAGGUUUAUACACUGAAUGACUUAGUUUUCUGUAGUUAUGGCAUAGAACCUUUCACUGUUUCAAGCUUAAAGCUGUCUCUGACUUAUUGGAAAGGAAAUGUAUAUCUUUUAGAGUACUAACUAAACUCUACUGUAGAAUGUAAGGCAUGCAAACUAUUGCUAGAUGUUAAUGAUUUUGUAGUAAAAGGGAAACUUAAAAUGAUUCACAAGAGGUAUUUUAAUGAUUGGAAAGUAUCUCCAUCCCAUGUCUUUCUCAGAUAUUCUGCCAUAUGUACCAAACAACAUAAAAACCUAGCUGUUUUUUUGUUUUUUUUAAAAAAGCACCACUUCUUGCUCAAUAAUUUUAUUAUCUAGGACCAUUCUGCUUCCCUUCUAAAAUUAGAAUGUGCUGAUUUAAUGCUUUAUUGGAGAACCCCCAGAUGCUUUAAAAUGAAUGCUAAACUUUAAAAAUCUGUACAGACCAGUGUUUAUCCCAUCUGCAGUACAAAACACUGUUUUUCGGUUCAUGUAAUCCUCUGUUAGCAAUGUCAUUGGUGUUUGCAAAUUAUGUUGGAACAGAUGUCCAAGGCUUUAGAUCUGAAUAUUGUAGGGUACAUGUACAUUAACAUUUAGUCUAGCUAUGCCUUUGCCCAAAUUCCAUAUGCAUUUCUGUAAAAUCAAAACUUAUUUGUGUUAAGUACAGAACACAGCAUAAUACUUAUGAUUUUAAAAAAUUAAAACUUGUUUACUGCUGAAAGAGUACUGACUUAGAUCCAAUCCAGUAAACUACAACUUGCUUUUGGAAAUGCUGCUACAAAACCCAUAUUGCUUGGACAAUAAAACAAAUGAGAGACAGCUGGCAUGUGUUCCAAAUUGGCUGUCAGCUGUUGUUUUCUGUCAUGCAAAAUGAUGAAGGCCUCAUUGUGACUUAAAGGUUGAAAGAAAGCUUCACACUCUGAGCAUCAUGCAUGUCUCCCAUCGAAGAUGGGACACUGAGUGUCUGCUAUACUUACUUUAUUGGUAAAAAAUAAAUAAAAGUUUUCAUGACAGUA
Molecule: messenger RNA, 3294 nt
Organism: Anolis carolinensis (green anole)
Lineage: Eukaryota; Metazoa; Chordata; Lepidosauria; Squamata; Anolidae
Gene: cfl2
Product: cofilin 2
Exons: 4
Coding region: 175-675 (166 amino acids)
Biological process (GO): actin filament severing; actin filament fragmentation
Cellular component (GO): actin cortical patch; cytoplasm; actin cytoskeleton
Molecular function (GO): actin filament binding
Source: RefSeq, a predicted model, not a curated record